UAGAUUUUGGUGCUUUCAUGUUUGAUGGGCUUCGCUUGGCCACGAGUUUUGGAAAGAUCUCUUUUUGUUGUCAUUUCGAUGUAGUGCUCAUCAAAGACGCUCGUCUUUGGUUUGGGUGUUAUCAGAAAUUUCGUGUAGGGUUCCGUUUUUCUUUGUCUCGCAGAGUGUCCGUGUCAUUGAGGUUAAACAUGGCUCUCACAAGAAUUGGCCUCGCUGGUCUUGCUGUCAUGGGGCAAAAUCUAGCCUUGAACAUAGCUGAAAAAGGCUUUCCUAUAUCUGUGUACAACCGGACCACCUCAAAAGUUGAUGAGACUGUUGAACGUGCCAUAGUCGAAGGAAACCUUCCAGUUUAUGGAUUCCAUGAUCCUGCAUCCUUUGUCAACUCGAUACAAAAGCCCCGUGUCAUUAUCAUGCUCGUGAAAGCUGGUGCACCGGUGGAUCAAACCAUCGCCACACUUUCAGCUCACUUGGAAAAGGGUGAUUGUAUAAUCGAUGGGGGCAACGAGUGGUAUGAGAACACAGAGAGGCGCGAAAAGGCAAUGGCCGAACUUGGUCUCCUCUAUCUUGGAAUGGGAGUCUCUGGUGGAGAGGAAGGUGCACGAAAUGGUCCUUCAUUGAUGCCUGGAGGUUCGUAUGAGGCUUUUAAGUACAUAGAAGACAUUCUUCUCAAGGUAGCUGCUCAGGUACCGGACAGUGGCCCCUGUGUUACAUACAUAGGCAAAGGAGGUUCUGGCAAUUUUGUAAAGAUGAUUCAUAACGGAAUCGAGUAUGGAGACAUGCAACUGAUUGCUGAAGCUUAUGAUGUACUGAAAUCUGUGGGGAAGCUCACCAAUGAUGAGUUGCAGCAUGUUUUCUCUGAAUGGAACAAAGGGGAGCUUCUUAGCUUCUUGAUCGAGAUCACAGCUGACAUUUUUGGGGUCAAGGAUGACAAGGGUGAUGGCCAUCUGGUUGAUAAAGUCUUGGACAAGACCGGGAUGAAAGGUACUGGUAAAUGGACCGUGCAACAAGCAGCUGAAUUAUCAGUGGCUGCUCCAACAAUUGCAGCAUCUUUGGAUUCCAGGUUUCUUAGUGGACUAAAAGAAGAAAGAGUCGAAGCUGCUAAGGUUUUUCAGUCUGGUGGAUUCAGCGAUGUCUUGGAAAGCAAGCCUGUCGACAAGGCUAAGUUGAUCGAUGACGUGAGGCAAGCUCUUUAUGCCUCAAAGAUUUGUAGCUAUGCACAAGGCAUGAACCUGAUUAGAGCGAAGAGCACCGAGAAGGGAUGGGAUCUAAAGCUGGGUGAACUUGCAAGGAUAUGGAAGGGAGGUUGCAUUAUCCGUGCAAUUUUCUUGGACCGUAUCAAGAAGGCCUAUGAUCGGAACGCAGAACUAUCCAACCUCCUGGUGGAUCCCGAGUUUGCAAAGGAGAUAUUAGAUCGCCAGUCUGCUUGGCGCAGAGUUGUCUGUCUUGCUAUCAACCAUGGUAUAAGCACUCCGGGUAUGUCUACUAGUCUAGCUUAUUUUGACACCUACAGGAGGGAGAGGGUUUCUGCCAAUUUGGUCCAAGCUCAGAGAGAUUACUUCGGAGCGCAUACGUACGAGAGGGUCGAUAUGCCUGGAUCUUUCCACACUGAAUGGUUCAAGAUCGCGAAACAGUCAAAGAUCUGAGACCAUGUUGACGAGUUCUUUUUCCUCAAGAGUCAAGUGUGUUAGUAGUAGUAGUACUUUGGGUUUUUAGAACCUUUGGAGUGAGCAAACUCUUUGUUAUUUGAGCAAAAUAAUGUCCAAUAUUGGGACCUGAUAACCCAUUAAACUAUUUACAUUUCUAAGAAUGCAAUUCCAACAGUCUUCAUUCGAAGGCCGGUCACCAA
Molecule: messenger RNA, 1846 nt
Organism: Musa acuminata AAA Group (dessert banana)
Lineage: Eukaryota; Viridiplantae; Streptophyta; Magnoliopsida; Zingiberales; Musaceae
Product: 6-phosphogluconate dehydrogenase, decarboxylating 1
Exons: 2
Coding region: 18-1643 (541 amino acids)
Biological process (GO): pentose-phosphate shunt; pentose-phosphate shunt, oxidative branch
Cellular component (GO): cytosol
Molecular function (GO): phosphogluconate dehydrogenase (decarboxylating) activity; NADP binding
Source: RefSeq, a predicted model, not a curated record